AUGCUCUUGCGGUUGAGGUCGCUAAUCGCCAUCGCGGCAUUAUUCGUUCGCCUUUCGAGGGCCGAUGACUUGACUAUCUACACCGACAGUGCUCUGGCGUCUGGCUGGGAGAACUGGAGCUGGAGUUCGACCAUCGACUUCGCCGCCAGUGAUGUAUUUGAGGGCACCAGCAGUAUUUCCGUUACCUCCGACGCCUGGGCAGCUCUGUCUUUCAAGCUGAGCACAGGGAACUUCAAAGACUACGCUGGUUUGAGGUUUGACAUCUCGGGAGCACAACCGGCACUGGCCAUCUACUUUGAUUCAGUCACAGAAAGCAUUACCUCCCCCUCGAUCCAGCUGUCCCAGAUUAGCCAGUCCAUCACUCCGGAUGGAUUCACAUCUCUUCUCAUUGACUUCAACAACUUGCCUGGCAGCGGGGGUCAAUUGGGCGACUCUAUUUGGGAUCGUCUCAGCUUCCAAGCCCAAGGGGACGGUGCCACAUACCAUAUAGAUAACAUUGUGUUGGUUGAGUCUAUCGUCAUUGAGCCCAAGUUCCUCAGCGCGGAGCCAUUGACCAAUGACAUCGUGGCCAUCACGACAGUCGGCGAUGUCGACUUCAGCCAGGUCGCGGUCAAUUUGAACGGACAGAACGUGGCAUUCACUACAAAAUCCUACAGCCCGGUAGAUGCGCCAGCCAAGUCGAUCACUUACCUCACAUUGGCGUCCCCAUUCGCCGCUGGUUCUUUGACCAUCACUGCCGGAGAUUUAACUUUUAACUAUACCCUUCCUGCUGUUCAAUAUGGGAGCAUCGUCCAGAGCGUGAAUUACCCCAUCAACCCACAUAUCUAUGGUGUCAACUUCCCGCCAACCGCCAGCUACAUCAACCACUUGGGUGUCACCCUUUCACGAUGGGGUGGCAAUGCCGUGACCCCCUACAACCCAUUUGGCCAUUUCACCAACGCAGGAAACGAUUGGUACUUUGAGAACAGAGCCAGUGACUGGGGAUCUGCCGAUGAAUGGGUUGGAUGGGUUAGUGGAGCUGGGUCUGACACAAUCUUGACUGUUCCUGGUCUCGACUGGGUUGCUAAGGACACCACUUCGUACUCGUACCCUCGCACGAUUUACCCAGAUCAGCAAGCCUUUGACCCAUAUAACUCCGAUGCUGGAAACGGGAAAUUCUCUAAUGGAUCUAUCAUUUCGCCCCCGAUGAACCAAAGCGCGGCGUACACUCCUUGGAACGCAUCUCUGGCACAACAAUGGCUCUCUAGCCUGCAAAAUAUACCUACAAUUCUCGCUUUGGACAACGAAAUUGAAAUCGCCCAUAGCACUCAUCAAGAUAUGCACCCCGAACCAGUGAGCUACGAUGAAGAGCUCGAAAGGAUGGUUACCUUCGCCAAGGCUUCGAAAGCAGCUUUGCCCAAUGUUGCUGUCGCUGCCCCUAUGACUUGUUCGUGGUGGUUCUACUGGACCAGCGCCAUUGGAUGGACCGAUACUGAGGCCCAUGCCAACACCGACUUCUUGCCGUGGUUCUUGCAAGAGAUGAAGAAAGCGUCCGACACCGCUGGAAAGCGUCUGUUGGACUACUUGGAUAUCCAUUAUUACUUCCAGCCAGACACCAGUGCAAACGAUGCUGCUGCCAAGGCUCUGAGGCUGAGAAUGACACGCAGUCUCUGGGACAAAACAUACGUCGACGAAUCUUGGGUUGGCGAAAGCCCGCAAAACCACCAAUGGGAUCCCGACCGUGUUCAACUCGUCCCGCGUUUCCGUACUUUGAUUGAUAUCCACUACCCAGGGACCAAGCUGGCCAUCAGCGAAUGGAGUUCUACGAAUGACCAGGAUAUUACGGGCGGUCUCGUUACUGCUGAUGCCCUCGGUAUCUUCGGCAAGUACAAGGUAGAUGCCGCGACGUACUGGUACCAGCCAGACGAAAUGGGUCCUGUUGGCUUGGCCUUCUGGUUGUACAGAGGCUAUGGCGUGUACUUCGGCAACAAGAGUGCUCAAGUCAACCUUGCUACAGCCAACCCCGACACCGUAGGUGUCUACGCCGCCACGGAGAACAACAAAUUGUCUCUUGUCAUCAUCAACAAGGACACGAAGCCCCUUGCCUACGAUUUGUCCAACGUUCCAUUCGGUUCAUACUUCCUUCGUCACUUUGGAGGUAGUUCCGGCGUUGCCAAAUGGCAGACGACAAUCACUCUCAAAGCCAACAACUACAUUGUCGUUCCUGCUUACACUGCCAUCUUUAUCAAACAGCAGUAA
Messenger RNA from Pleurotus ostreatus (oyster mushroom), 2238 nucleotides. RefSeq lists its product as uncharacterized. Bases 1 to 2238 code for a protein of 745 amino acids. The transcript has 14 exons. The record is from RefSeq and is a predicted model, not a curated record. Lineage: Eukaryota; Fungi; Basidiomycota; Agaricomycetes; Agaricales; Pleurotaceae.